UCUUUUCCUUCCUUCACGUGCUCUGCUGUCUGCUCGCUCUGCUCUGCUACACGUCCGUCUAUUCGUCGACACGCCAACUCCAGCUACCUCCUCUGCUCUCCUCGUCCCUCCAAAUUAUAUUCCUCUCCUUCUUCCUCACGCUCGCUCCAUUACCAGCUUUCCCUCCAUUCUUUCCUCCGCCGCCGCCCCGGAGAGGAGAGGCCGCCUUGCUCCAAUUCGACCCUUCCCAUCCCAUUCACUCCAACCAAUCCAUCGCCGGAUAUAAAACAAACAACAACUCCUUUGCCAUUCCAUCGGAUCAAUCCCGCACACCAUGAUGAAGCCCGACGAAGACGUCCAGGUCCUUGUCGAGCGCCCCCACUCCCACGACUACCAGCGCCCCCCGCCCAGGCCGCGCCCCCCUCCAAGGCCGACGCCGCCGCUCAGGGCGCGUCCCUACUACCGCCGCUGGUCGCCAUGGAUCGUCUCCGCCGCAGCCGUCGCCUGCGUCGUCGUCUUCCUCGUCACCAUGUACCUCAACGACUGCCCAAGACGCAGCGCCACCAACAACUGCACCGCCAGGUUCCUCGGACGCUUCGCCUUCCAGCCGCUCAAGGAGAACCCGCUCCUCGGCCCCUCAUCCGCCACGUUACUGAAGAUGGGAGCUCUAGAUGUGUCUAAGGUUGUGCAUGGUCGCCAAGGAUGGCGUCUGAUUACAUGUAUGUGGCUUCAUGCCGGAGUUGUUCAUUUACUCAUCAACAUGCUGUGCCUCCUAUUUAUUGGUAUACGGCUCGAACAAGAAUUUGGGUUUGUGAGGAUUGGUCUGGUUUAUCUCAUCUCUGGUUUUGGUGGGAGCUUGAUGUCUGCUCUCUUCAUACGAUCAAGCAUUUCUGUUGGUGCUUCCGGUGCUUUGUUUGGAUUGAUUGGGUCUAUGCUUUCUGAACUCAUAACAAAUUGGUCACUCUAUGCGAAUAAGGUGGCAGCAUUAUUAACGCUGGUAUUUGUUAUCGUGGUGAAUUUGGCUCUUGGGAUUCUUCCCAGAGUUGAUAACUUUGCCCACAUUGGGGGCCUUAUAUCCGGCUUCCUCCUUGGAUUUGUUUUCUUCAUCCGCCCACAAUUUGCUUGGCUCAACCAGAGAAGAGCAGCACCUGGGCAACAAACUGCCCCCGUGAAACGCAAGCACAAGACGUAUCAGUAUAUACUGUGGUUGGUUGCUGCUAUUCUGCUCAUUGUUGGGUUUACUGUGGCUAUUGUUCUGCUUUUCCGAGGAUACAAUACGAACGAGCACUGCUCUUGGUGUCACUAUCUCAGCUGUGUUCCUACAAAGAGAUGGAAAUGCAACUAGUCGCCAACAAUUUGCACAAUAAUUCAACGAGAGAACACCUUGAACUUGAUCUGUGAAGGCACAAGCAAAAACCAGACCUACAUCAUAGCUGAUGCUACGCAAGACAAGAUCAACGACCUCUGCAACCAGCUUUGCAGCUAGCUUAGCAGGAUCUGAUUCCAUCCCCAUCCCCAUUCCCCGCGAGUUUCCCCUGUAUGAUGCAUAUUCGUUAUUCUUUGUGUACAUGAAUAUAUAGAUGCAUCUUUACAGAGUGCAAGUACAGCAUUACCUCUCGAGAUUCGGGAAAGUGUUACAGAAUUGGAAUCUACGCUUUGCCA
Messenger RNA from Phragmites australis (common reed), 1641 nucleotides. RefSeq names its product RHOMBOID-like protein 2. Gene Ontology annotation, biological process: proteolysis. The transcript is spliced from 6 exons. The coding region runs from base 314 to 1324 and encodes 336 amino acids. Gene Ontology annotation, cellular component: membrane. NCBI's taxonomy places the organism in Eukaryota, Viridiplantae, Streptophyta, Magnoliopsida, Poales, Poaceae. Gene Ontology annotation, molecular function: serine-type endopeptidase activity. The record is from RefSeq and is a predicted model, not a curated record.